CCCACCCACUCCUAUAUUCCCUUCUCCACGAUUACGAACGACCCCAACUCCCUCUGGAGUGCUCUGGACCGCCCUCCCCAACCAACGGACGACGCCUCCAUCCAGAAUUAUUCCAGAUCACGCCUCUCUCUCUCUCUCUCUCUCUCUCUCUCUCUCUCUCUCUCUCUCCGCGUCGUCCUCGGUCUCCUCGCUCGCCGACCCUGCCCCCUACUGAACUGCCGCGCGCGCGUCGUGGAGUAGAGAUCCCUCCGUCCGGCCAUGAAGUGAUCCCGUGGCCUUCUUCAUCGUCUCUUCAUUGCACUGCGUGCAUACAAGGAGGAGAGGAGUCCGGCCGCUGGCAGCGAAGAUGUCGUCCUCUAACUCUCCAUGCGCCGCGUGUAAGCUGCUGCGGCGCAAGUGCACCCAGGGAUGCGUCUUCGCGCCCUACUUCCCGCCAGACAACCCAGCGAAGUUUGCUAGUGUGCACCGUAUCUUUGGUGCCAGCAACGUCUCCAAGCUGCUCAACGAUCUUCCGGCGGUGCAGCGGGAGGACGCCGUCAACUCUCUCGCAUACGAGGCGGAGGCGCGCAUCCGCGACCCUGUCUACGGCUGCGUCUCCCACAUCUCCGUCCUACAGGUCAGGAUCAGGCAGGUGCGCGACGAGCUCGUCGCCGCGCGCAAGGAACUGGCCGCCUACAUUGGGCCCGCCGCCUUUACGCCUUUCGUCGCGACGCCGCAGCAGUACCACCACCAGUAUGCCGCAGGCGCUGGCGGCGGCGUGCCUCUCGCGACGGGCAUGGGUCUCGCAGUCGGCGUCGGGCCGCAGCCGCACCAGCAGCACGGUCACCCGCACCAGCAGCAGAUGAUGGCGCACGGGCAGCACCUCCACCACCAGCACCAUCUGAUGGCUGCUGCUGAGGCGCAGCAGCAGCUCGCUCUGGCCGCGCAGGUCGCGCGCGAGCAGGAUGUCAUGAUGAGGCAGGCGGUGGUCUACGCGCACGCCGUGCCCGGGAGCGGCGCCACGGUGGCCGUUGGGCCGCCCGACGCGGUGCCGUACGAGGGCGGCUUCCUCUUCCAGCAGCAGCACCACCAGCAACCGCCGUCGCAGGCGCAGACGACCGUGGCGCUCACGUACCAGAUGGAGCAGUCCCCGCCGCCGUCGUCCCCGGGCCAGUCUCACUCUCACCCCGAGGUGUCGCAGCAGAAGAACACGGAUGGCAGCGACGAGGGCAGCGGUGGCGGCGGUCUCGUUCCGCCGCCGGCCUGAUCUGAUGAGUCCGAUGGCCGCGCCUGCCUCUGAUUCGUGCUUCCUUCGGCCUUUUCCUUUCUUGUUUGGUGUUCGUUCGCCCUUGUUCGUUAUGAAUUCUUUUCCCCUCGUCGAUCUCCAUCAUGUUCAUAUGGCGUCGCGUCGCGGCAUCGUCGAUCUCUCGGAUCCAUGCACGCCUCCCGAAGGCAGGCUAUAGCUGGAUUAUUAUAUCAAGGUUCCUCAUGAUCAGUUGCCUUCCUUGCUCAAGAGUUAGGGCCAAAAUAAAUGCAAGACAGAAGGAGUGGUAUGAAAUGGGGCCGGGACAGAGGUGCUCAUCAUAUAUAUGGAUCAGCGUAACACAGAGAAAUCAAUGGUGGGAAGGUGAGAGAGGCAGACAGACACAGCAGAGAGAAGCAUGCAUGGUGUGCUGCAGCUGCAGCGCAGGACGACGACGACGACGGCAGCAGCUAGCAGCGAGUGGUGAUGUGAGAUAGAGAAACAAAAUGCAUGCAGCAAAUAGCUUUCUUCGCUUUUUUUUUUUUGCAGGCGGAUCGGAGGGGGAGCGGCAGGCAUGAAUUGAUGAAGGAAUUAACACACCAAUGCAACUUGGAGGAGCGCUCAGCUAAACAUGUAUCUUCGUUCACUUGUGCAUUUAUUUGGUGUCGUUGAACAUGUGGAUCUUCUUUCUUUCUUCACCCCUCUCGUUAGUAUUCUUCGCCUUUAAUUUCACUCCUUUUUCCGUUUCCCUUUCACAAUUUCUUUCUGCCGUGAGUACGUCUUCAGAGAGAGAGAAACGGUUCUGCCCGUAUUGCUUGCAUUGUGUCUAUAAAUAAAUAGAAGUAUUUAUUUGGACAUGAAUGGAUGGAGGGCAAGGAGCUACCUAUUCAUCAUUUUAGUU
Molecule: messenger RNA, 2123 nt
Organism: Zea mays
Lineage: Eukaryota; Viridiplantae; Streptophyta; Magnoliopsida; Poales; Poaceae
Exons: 3
Coding region: 347-1246 (299 amino acids)
Source: RefSeq, a predicted model, not a curated record